Molecule: messenger RNA, 3577 nt
Organism: Phycodurus eques (leafy seadragon)
Lineage: Eukaryota; Metazoa; Chordata; Actinopteri; Syngnathiformes; Syngnathidae
Gene: entpd1
Product: ectonucleoside triphosphate diphosphohydrolase 1
Exons: 10
Coding region: 1252-2760 (502 amino acids)
Biological process (GO): nucleoside diphosphate catabolic process
Cellular component (GO): plasma membrane
Molecular function (GO): UDP phosphatase activity; GDP phosphatase activity
Source: RefSeq, a predicted model, not a curated record
UAUGAUACGGCACUGCCCCACAGCAGAACUCGGAAGCUUAUUUUUGUUUCCCUCCGCGCUGAGGAUGUAGUAGGGCACUGCCCCACGGUACAAUUCGGAAUUGCCCGGCGAUAGAAAUCGGCUGUGACAGAAAUUGGGACUUUUUUCACCACAGUCCACCUCUUGGAUGUGGAACCCUGGGGGGAAAAAAAAAAAAAAAAAGUCCUUUUGAAUUUACCUCAUUCGAACUCGUACAUCAGUUGCCCAUGAUUGAAAUGUGUUAAACUAACAUAUAUUAUUUGUUUAUUUUGAGAAAAAGUGGUAAAAUGACGUCAGUUUACCACAUUUUAAUCAUGUCCAACUGAAAAUUAAGUACCUUUUUUUUUGGUGUGUAUAGAGCACUGCCCCAUCUUCAUAAUCAUAUUUGGCCAAUAAUAGAAAUUGUCCAUUUUUUUGCACCGCAGCACCACCUACUGGAUGUUUUACGACACUGCUCCAAAGUAGAAUCGGAAUUUGCCCCCACAAUAGAAAUUGCAACUUUUUCUCACCACAACACCAUCAACACCUAGCGAAUGUGUUAGGACACUGCCCCAUAUGCCCCAGAUACACCACUCUCCUUUUUCUCCGAUUUGACGUAACCAGCAUUGAUGUAUUUUUUUCCCCCCGAGUCAAUUCACUUGUCAGCGUUUAGGCGAUCGCGCCUCUCUAUUCGCGUAACAAUGAAGCGCUUUUGUCACAAACGAGCGCGGAACACGGAAGCUCGUACGGUCCCUGAAGUGGCCGUGGACUCAAGGUUUUCCCAUCAGGCUGGAAUUUUGUUACAUAACGACCCCCCCCACCCACCACCACGCCUCUCGCAUUUUUGAAUAGGCGGUGCUCAAGCUGAUGACAUCACAGCUUUCGAGGGUUUUGGUACCAGUGUGUGUGUGUGCGUGCGACCCACCUUUUAUGGACAAAGACAGCGAGGGAGUUGUAAAAAAAAAAAAAAACAUUUUAAAAGGAAGAAAAGAAAAACAGGAGAGCAGAGGCAGAUAAAGGGAAAGUUGAGGAAAUGAGGGUGAUAAAGGUGUGGGGGGGGGGGGUCUGAGGAAGAGGAGGGGGUUGAGAAGCAAGUGCAUGGGAGCGAGAGAAGAGGUAGAGCAAGAUAAGAAGAGCAUAGAUGGGUGAGAGAGAGAGAGAGAGAGAGACAGGACGAGGAAGUCGGUGAGUGAGGGUGAAGACACACCGGCUUGAGGAGAGAGAGGAUAGACGCAGCAUUGUGUUGCUGCUGAGAUGACUGCACAAAGAGACAUGAAAGAGAAGAACCCGUGGCACAUGUCCGGGAUGGUGGCGGUGGCCGUGAUUGGCGUGAUCGCCGUGGUCACCCUGGUGGUGGUCACGGUGAUCCAGAACAUGCCCCUGGCACAGAAGUACAAGUACGGGAUCGUGCUGGACGCCGGCUCGUCGCACACGACCGUCUUCAUCUACGAGUGGCCCGCCGAGAAGGACAACAACACGGGCCGCGCUGAGCAGAAACACUCCUGCGACGUCAAGGGUCCGGGUAUCUCGAGCUACGUGGGGACGCCGUGGAAGGCCGGCCAGACCCUGACGGAGUGCAUGCGCCAAGCCGAGGACAACGUUCCCGAGAAGAGACGCGCCGAGACGCCGCUCUACCUGGGAGCCACCGCCGGGAUGAGAUUGCUCCAUAUGAAGAACAGCUCGGCAUCCGAGGAGGUAUUCAGGGCCGUGUCGGACACCCUGCAGACCUUCCCGUUCUCGUACCAGGGCGCCAGGAUCCUCAGCGGCCAGGAGGAGGGCGCCUUCGGAUGGGUCACCGUCAACUACUUGGACAACCGCCUCAAACAGGGCCUGAGGACCACGGGGGCCUUGGACCUCGGCGGGGCGUCCACCCAGAUUAGCUUUGUGCCCCAAGCGUCGGAGGGCGCCGAGUCGCCCGGCAACUCUGUGGCCUUCCGUCUGUAUGGAAACGACUACAACCUUUACACCCACAGCUUCCUGUGCUACGGGAAGGAUCAGGCACUCAGAAUGGCGCUGGCACACCACACUCAGUCCGGUCCUGCGGCGAUAAAGGACCCGUGCUUCCACCCAGGCUACUUCGCGACAAAGGCGUACUCGGACCUCUACGACAGCCCCUGCGUGUCGGACAGGAAGCCUCAGGGAGCCCCCGAGUCUUUCCUGCACACUGGAAUAGGAAACUUCCAACAAUGCCAGGACGUGGUCCGGACCCUCUUCAAUUUCAGCCAAUGCAAAUAUAGCCGUUGCUCCUUCAACGGCGUCUACCAACCACCUUUGCAGGGGCACUUUGGGGCGUUCUCGGCCUACUACUACACCAUGAGCUUCUUCAACCUCACCGACACGUCCAUCCCUCUGGACAUAGUCAAGGAAACAAUAGCCCGAUUCUGCGCCACGCCCUGGCAGCAGGUGAAGCAAGAGAAUCCUGGCACCAAGUUGAAGUAUUUGGUGGAGUACUGCUUUGCCGGCGCGUACCUCAUCACCCUGCUGACGGACGGAUACAAUUUCACCGCCGAAACGUACGCCGACAUUAAAUUCAUACACAAGAUCAAAGGAAGUGACGCGGGCUGGACUCUGGGCUACAUGCUGAACCUGACCAACAUGAUCCCGGCCGAGGCUCCCGACACGCCGCCGUUGCCCUACAGCGGCUACGUGACCAUAGUCACCGUCACCGUCUUACUACUCCUGGCCCUCCUAUUGCUGGCCCUCCUAUUGCUCGUCGGGCGCACCUUCAGGCCGAGCUGCUUCAAACGGUCGCUCAUCAUAUAGACGCACUAACGGCCAAGUGCUACUAAGGACUCCACGUCAACUGUGAUGUGAAUAAUAAGAGUGCAUAAAUAAAAUAGCCUACGUUUAUACACACAUUUAUUAUGGUUAGUAAAAUAUCUUUUCAUAUUUUUAUUUUCUGAUAGAUCUAUGUACUAUUCAAAAAGGCUAGACACAUCAUACAGGAUGUGGCUAAUUGUCUCGAGCAGGUUUGGUGGGCCGAAUGUUUGCGUUUGUGAGCGUUUUGGAUCUCAUGGCCAAUCAUCAAACUUUGUCGCCACUCACAGCUUUGGCUAUGAAAGCGUCGCGGGAUCUGUCUAAUAUGCCCCCUUCAAGCCGGUAUAUGUGCAAAACGGGUCAAAGCACUUCCUCCCGCUUCGGGUGAAUGGCAAAGCGACCGUAGGGACAUGAAACCAUCAAAGACGACAAUAUCCCAUGUUUAGGCUUCAUCUGUGUUUACUUAUAUUUGUAUAAAUAAGUGAUAUCCGUGGGUUAUAAGUUUUGUCCAAAGACACCAGCCAUAAAGAAAACAUUUGAGCAAGUUCGGCUGCCAACAAUAAUGUGAUCAAACUGUGGUCAUGCAUGCUCGUUUUAGGGAACCAUACACAGGAAGUCAGCUAUGCCGUUUUCCCGGGUUUGGUCACGUGACAUUCCGCAAUGGCGUAAAAGGGGUGAAAUCCCUCGGAGUUUUAACUAGUUAUUUGCUUUUUUUGUAAAAUGGUGCCCUCUGGUGUUCAAACCCAUAUUGCACAUGAAAAACUUUACAAAGAGUAACAGUUUUGCAUUACUACCUCUCCAAUAAACUAUUCUGUAACAAUUA